AUGAGCGAGGCCUCCAGAUCCCUUCGCCACCGCCCGACGCCGCGAGCCCCAUCCUCCUCCCUGGCUCCCGGCGCCGCCCGUCCCCCAUCUCCUCCUGCGAUCCUGGCGUCGCCCCGCCCCACCUUCUCCCUCACUCCCGGCGCCACCCCGCCCCCACCUUCUCCCUCACCACUGGUGCUGCCCAACCCCCAACCUCCCUGGAUCCCGGUGCUGCCCUGUCACCACCUCCUCCCUCACUCCCGGCCGCCCAUGCCGCCUAUGCGCGACCCUCCCUCAGCCCACCGGCGACCUCCCAUCCUCCACCGUCUACCCCACCAUCGGAUCUCCUCCUCCCCUCUCCUUCUCUCCCUCGCGGACGCGUCAAACACACGAAAUUUCCCUCCUCGCGGCCGGAACCCUAGAUCGCGCCUGUGGGUACUGGGCUGGAGGUGCGGCAUGGGAUUUGCACAGCAGGAUUCACCAGCGAUGAGUACAACAGGUCGUCGAAUCGGGGAACGGGAUGGCGCACCCUGCUGCAGCCGCCGGUCGGGACGAGCGCGGCGGCAACGAACGUCGGUGCGCCUCCGUUUCCUCGACCUCCAAGGACGCGGGUGCCGGAUUUGUUCUCGCCUGACCAGCCUCGGUAUCCAGCUCCCUACAGCCACCGCCGGCGUUGACUCCCAAGGCGAGGAUGACGACGACGCCAAAGAUGACGAGGCCCCGAGCUUGAGCACGACCACUACGACGCACUGCACAAAGGCCCCUGCUUCCUGCCUGCCCUUCCCUUUGCUUGGGUUGAGUCCAAGCACAAGUAAGCACCAUUAUUAGGCGAGAAGACGACGGUGACGCAGAGGAGGACGAGGACCCGCGCUCCAGCCCGACCACGACUAUGCACCGCACGGUCCCUGCUUCCUGGCUGUCGCCAAUUGCCCCCUUCCCUUUACAGUACUACUCUAUUUGUUUUCAUUGCUUUUCACCCAGUUUUGCACACUUUCUGGCCCUUCACUUUUUUGUGUGCAAAUGUUCUGAUCGCCUCCAUAUGGCUGUUUCCGUCCUCCUGCUCAUGCUGUCUCCAUCCUCCUGCUCAAGUCGUCGCGGUCGCCUCCCAUCCUUCAUGGCCUGCGUGUGUGCGCCCACUGUUGGAGGACGACGUUGAACAUGAAGCGGAGCCCAGCCGGAGCGGUCUGACGCGGUGGUCGUGGCCAAGGAGUGGUGGUCGAUGCCAUGGAGCAGGGGCCCUCGGUCGCCUGCACACCGGCUGCGUUCUGGACUAAUGCUUUCUGCAACUGCAAUGUUCCCCUCCACAUUGUAUCUUGUGUAGGCAGAAGGAAUGUAGCUCAGUGAUGGCGUCGGCUACAACUGGAUCGAUGGCCUGAAGGCUUUUACUAAGAAGAUGAAGAAUGUUGUAGAAUAGUGUCCAUCAACAAAGAGUCCUACUACUACCGGUUGGAGAGGCUCUAUCCUCAGGUGAUUGAUUACUUAAGAAGUAUACUGAAUUAUGAUAUCCAUCGAUCUAAUUUUGUAUAGGAAUUUUGAAAAACUAAAGAAUCUGUGGUACAUGAUUUGAUUUACUCAUUUAGAUUUUAGUAAAUUGUGAACGGAAGUUUUUUUCACAAAACCAGUGCACCACCCUUUCUACACACAUCAUUCAUGGAUUGGCAGACUAAAGGUUCUAUUCAACAUCUUUGGUGGAUUGCAUAAAUGGGCUAGAGUAAAAAUAGACCAGAAUUGUUAUAUGUGCUUAGGGAAGUGGGAUUAGAUCAAGAUUUUUUUGACAAAAUGAGAAAUCAAUGGCUCAAGGAGAGUAAG
Molecule: messenger RNA, 1788 nt
Organism: Triticum aestivum (bread wheat)
Lineage: Eukaryota; Viridiplantae; Streptophyta; Magnoliopsida; Poales; Poaceae
Product: formin-like protein 5
Exons: 4
Coding region: 1-807 (268 amino acids)
Source: RefSeq, a predicted model, not a curated record